UGAUCGAGUGUUUUGUUUGUGUCGGCCUCGUCACUUCCGGGUUCGAGUCCAUCCGUUCCCGCCGGCUGGUGACGGACCUCCUCAUCGAGCACGCACAGCGAGCGAGCGCGUGCGGUUCCCGUGCUCUGUCGCCGUCACGAGCCUGAGCUCUCGGAUCGCUGAGAGACGACGACGACGACGCGCGCGCAGGGUCGAGACAUGUCAGCUGCCCUGCACGCGCAGCUGGCCGCCAUCAUGGAGGUGCUGGCUAACGCGGCGGUGGCGGAGAUCUGUGAGCUGGUGGACGGAGGCUACUCGCUGCUGCAGCUCGAGAUCUCGCGGAGCCGCAAAGAAAACGAGGCUCUGCGCCGGAAGCUGCGGCUCGCGGAGCUGCGCGCCAACCGCGCGACCGCACUGCGCGCCGCCGUGGCCGCCAGCGGCACCGCGCUGCCGCACGCGAGCUGCCGCGCUCGAGCUCCACCGCCGGCGCGUCACCCGGGCAACGACCCGAGGGGGAAUCGAACCCCGGCAGGUGAAGUGGCGGUGUUGGCGGUGGCCCCUCAGGAGCCGCCCCCUGACCCUGGACAGGACAGCACUCCAGCACCUUCUUCACCUCCUCGCCUGACAUCGUCCUUCACUCCGUCCGUUUCUCAUCGCUCUCUCCGCCGAUCGCAGCCUGCCGCUGUUGAAUCGAUCAACCUGACGAUGGCGGUGAUCAAAGUGGAGGACGACAGCGAGGACGAGUCCUGGUCCCGGCCCGAGCCGAACACUGGUUUUUGUCGUGUUGGUGAAGAACAGACGACAGAGACAGAACCUCUGCCUCCGUCGACCAAACAGGAAGCAGCAGGCGAAGGCCAAAAAAGCCUGAACACCAGCCGGAGGUUGGAAUCCAGCAGUUACGAAUGUCUGAUGUACGAGCCACAGCUCCAACAUGGCCCCCGCGUUACCCAGAAUCCUCUGAGUGAGAAUCCUGGCUGCUCGUACGUGUUGAACACCAGUGAGCUGAGUGUUUCUGAUUCAGGCAGCAGCAGCAGCAGCUUCCCUUUCAACGCCAAUGAGACGAGCCCGUCUGCAGCAGAGCUCCAACAGCCCGCAGUGUUCAUUGACAACCAGCAGAGGGCGCCGUUAGCCACAGACCAGCCUCAGCAUCCAGUAAGAAAAGCAGUGACUGAGAGACAGGCUGCUUUCAUCAGGAGGGACAGAUGGAGACAUCAGGGUGGAGUCAACAGAGCUGCCACCCAGAGCGGAGAGGAUGGCGGGGGGAAGUCGUUUGUGUGUAACUGCUGCGGUAAAACUUUGGCCUGCCUGAAGAACCUAAAGACCCACAUGAGGGUCCACACCGGCGAAAAGCCAUUUGUCUGCUCGCUGUGUGGCAAGCGCUUCUCCGACUCCAGCAACUUGAAACGCCACCACAGCGUCCACACCGGAGAGAAGCGCUACGGCUGCGUCCACUGCGGCAAACGCUUCGCUCAGUCGGGCUCUCUGAAGGUCCACAUGACCGUCCACACAGACUGUAAACAGUUCAGGUGUUCGUACUGUGGCAAGACGUUUAUAUCAGGCAGCCACCUGCGACGACACAUCACUGUCCAUGCAGGAGAGAAACGGGUGCCGCCAACAUUACAGGGACAAUGACGGUGGUGGGGUUAAAGGUCAGGGUUCAGAUCCCACUGGAGCCACAUGUGCCAACAGUGAAUGGACAAAAUAACACACAAGACCUGAACAGCUGCUGAGCAUCUGUGGAGCUGGAUUUCAGAUCUGCCUCUGAAACACAGGCUCCGUUCACACCUGGUAUCCACAUGUGGUUUUUGUAAAACGAAUGUGGACACGUGGACCGGACCACCUCCGAAUGGGAUCUGGAGGGAUCGGAUCGCUAUGCGACCUGAGUGCGUUCACACCUGAACUUGGAACUGAUCACAAAAACCACAUGUUAAUACCAGGUGUGAACGGGGUCAGAGGAAAUAAUCUCAGCUUCCUCCAGAAAUGAAACCAAAUGAUCCUGGAGAGGAACCCUGCUGCCAUGAGUCAGUCUGUGCAGUGGUGAUCGGGGGACCGAGGUCCCGCCCAGACACAUGAGCGACCUAUCAGGAGUCAGUGUCAGCUGUCAAUCAUGACAUCUCAACUAACAAAAAUGAUAGAAAACAUUUUUACAAACAUUUUUUUAACGUCUGCUUGGAUUAGUUGUGUUUGGUCACAUCAGCGAACAUGGAGGAGGUGGGGUUAAUGACCCGUACUGCUGCCAGCCACCAGGGGGCGACGGACAUGCUUUGGUUUCCCUUUUGUUCUGGAGAAACUGAAGUUCACAGAAAAACACUGGAUUCCUUUUUAACAAGGUUUUAAUACACGAUAAACUCUGACUUGAACUUAGAUCAAACAAAACAAUGCACCAAGUACUGUAAAUGUUAAAUCUUCUAACACAGCGCCAUCAAAAGGCCAAAAGAGAAACUACGCAUCAUCUAAACUGCUGUUUGUUCAUUUAGACAAUUUACUGGUUGAAACACAGCGAUCAACACUGCAGUUAUUUCAGAAGCAAAUACAUCGGAUUCAUCCGUGAACAUUUUUCAUUUCUGACAUCAGAAUUGUUUCAAAUGAAAAUCUAGUUGGUGUUUCAUAUGAGAUUUAGAUUUACAGUUUUCAGAGCAGCUGUUUUAACUGUGAGAGACUUUACAUGGAUACAGAACAGGGGAGUUAAAAUGAACGGUUAUAAUAAGUGCGUUCACAAGAGAAUCACAUUUCAAACAAAACGUGUACAACAUCAUCAACACCAUGUACAGUAACAGGAAUCAGAUCUAAAUUCAUAUUAAAUGUCUUUCAGGAAA
Paralichthys olivaceus (Japanese flounder) is the source of this 2795-nucleotide messenger RNA. NCBI's taxonomy places the organism in Eukaryota, Metazoa, Chordata, Actinopteri, Pleuronectiformes, Paralichthyidae. The record is from RefSeq and is a predicted model, not a curated record.